UCGCCCCGCAACCCCAUUCCCGUCACGCCGUCUCCCGAAGCAUCCCCUCCCAAAACCCUCGCCGCCGUCUCGCAGUCGCAGGCAGCCGCAGCGGCAGCGCAGCCGAAACCCUCCUCGCCCCGCGCCCGGUACUAGCCACGCAUGGCGGCGUCGCUGCUCCUCCGCGCCGCGCGGCGGCGGGAGCUCGCGUCCCCUCUCGGAUCUCUGGGCGCCAGCUUACAGUCGACAUGUGCUGCCAAUGUGUUCUCAAAAUGGGGUAAUUUUGCAAGACCUUUCAGUGCAAAAUCAGCUGGAAAUGAGGUUAUUGGAAUUGAUUUGGGAACAACUAACUCAUGUGUUGCUGUUAUGGAGGGAAAGAGCCCAAAAGUUAUUGAGAAUGCCGAAGGUGCGCGGACAACACCAUCUGUUGUUGCUUUUACUCAGAAAGGUGAAAGGCUUGUUGGAACUCCGGCCAAGCGCCAGGCAGUAACCAACCCUCAGAAUACUUUCUUUGGAACAAAGCGGUUGAUUGGGCGCCGCUUUGACGAUCCACAGACACAGAAAGAGAUGAAGAUGGUGCCGUACAAAAUUGUGAAGGCUCCUAAUGGUGAUGCUUGGGUUGAAACAACAGAUGGCAAGCAGUACUCGCCAAGUCAGGUUGGUGCAUUUGUGCUGACCAAGAUGAAGGAGACAGCUGAAUCUUACCUUGGCAACUCUGUCUCGAAGGCAGUGAUUACUGUUCCUGCUUAUUUCAAUGAUGCUCAGCGUCAGGCCACAAAGGAUGCUGGCCGCAUUGCUGGCCUUGAUGUUGAGAGGAUCAUCAAUGAACCAACAGCUGCUGCUCUGUCUUAUGGAAUGAACAACAAGGAGGGUUUGAUAGCAGUCUUUGAUCUUGGAGGAGGAACUUUUGAUAUCUCUAUUCUGGAGAUCUCAAAUGGAGUUUUUGAGGUCAAAGCGACAAAUGGUGAUACCUUCUUGGGUGGUGAAGAUUUUGAUAACACACUGUUGGAAUUCUUGGUGAGUGAUUUCAAGAAAACUGAGGGCAUUGAUCUGUCCAAGGACAGGUUGGCCCUGCAGAGACUUCGUGAAGCUGCUGAGAAGGCAAAGGUCGAACUUUCAUCAACUUCUCAGACUGAAAUCAAUCUACCAUUCAUAACAGCUGAUGCUUCUGGAGCAAAGCAUUUGAACAUCACAUUGACAAGGUCAAAGUUUGAAGCUCUUGUGCACAACCUGAUUGAGAGGACUAGGGAUCCAUGCAAGAAUUGCUUGAAGGAUGCUGGAAUAUCCACUAAGGAGGUGGAUGAAGUUCUGCUUGUUGGUGGAAUGACCAGGGUUCCAAAGGUACAGGAGGUGGUCUCUGAAAUUUUUGGAAAGAGCCCAAGCAAAGGAGUCAACCCAGAUGAGGCUGUGGCCAUGGGUGCUGCCAUUCAGGGUGGUAUUCUCCGUGGAGAUGUUAAGGAGCUUCUUCUCCUUGAUGUUACUCCCCUGUCACUUGGUAUUGAGACACUGGGUGGUAUCUUCACCAGAUUGAUCAACAGGAACACUACAAUUCCCACAAAGAAAAGCCAGGUGUUCUCAACUGCUGCAGACAAUCAAACCCAAGUUGGUAUCCGUGUGUUGCAAGGUGAGCGUGAGAUGGCUGCAGACAACAAACUUCUUGGUGAAUUUGACCUUGUGGGCAUUCCUCCGGCCCCAAGAGGUCUGCCUCAGAUUGAGGUCACAUUUGACAUAGAUGCCAAUGGAAUCGUGACCGUCUCUGCCAAAGAUAAGGCCACUGGAAAGGAGCAGAAUAUCACCAUCCGAUCCUCUGGUGGGCUGUCUGAGUCUGACAUCCAGAAGAUGGUCCAAGAAGCUGAGCUGCAUGCCCAGAAGGAUCAGGAGCGGAAAGCCCUCAUCGACAUCAGGAACAACGCAGACACCACUAUCUACAGCAUCGAGAAGAGUCUAGGAGAGUACAGGGACAAGAUCCCAGCCGAGGUUGCAUCUGAGAUCGAGGCAGCCAUCGCUGACCUCCGCCAGGAGAUGGCCUCAGAUGACAUUGAGAAGAUCAAGGCCAAGCUUGAGGCUGCUAACAAGGCUGUCUCAAAGAUCGGGCAGCACAUGUCUGGCGGUGGCUCAGGCGGUUCGCAGUCAGGAUCUGGACCUCAGAGCGGUGGCGAUCAGGCUCCAGAGGCUGAGUAUGAGGAGGUCAAGAAGUGAGUUGAAGGGAUUGAACAGUAGCAUCCCUUAGAAAUAGCCACUCUUUUUUGGGAACACAAGAUAGUCAGAUGUGAUGUAACCUGUUCUGUAAUAAUCCUUUGGAUUUGCCCCCUUGUUUCUCCUCAGCAGUGAUGUGAGGUCACACAACAUUGUCUGGUAGGUCAUGGCUUUGUUGCGUAUGGUGCCUUGUCCAGGCCUUGAUCCACGAGCACAGUGAACCAUUGGCGGAUUUUGCUAAUGCACGAAGGUAUAUUUGUUUCAGAUU
Molecule: messenger RNA, 2443 nt
Organism: Panicum hallii
Lineage: Eukaryota; Viridiplantae; Streptophyta; Magnoliopsida; Poales; Poaceae
Product: heat shock 70 kDa protein, mitochondrial-like
Exons: 6
Coding region: 142-2178 (678 amino acids)
Biological process (GO): protein refolding; cellular response to unfolded protein
Cellular component (GO): cytoplasm; mitochondrion
Molecular function (GO): misfolded protein binding; ATP hydrolysis activity; ATP-dependent protein folding chaperone
Source: RefSeq, a predicted model, not a curated record